ACCAAACAAACUUCCGGGUUAGUUCCGGUGAGCUGUAAAAAAAGAAGUGACUUAUUGAAAUAUGUCCAAACUCUAACACGAAAAUAUGACAAUAGCAUUACAAUAGCUUUGCGUAUAUCAUAGAAAAAACAUGUGAACCAAUACAAUGAGGAGUUUUUUAGGAUAAGCGGUAGAAAAUGAAUGAAUUAAUGUCGUAGCUCGGAAACCAAUACUUAUCUAGCUAAUGCUAAAGUGGAACUUCCACACUCGUUCAAAGAUGGAGAGGCUAAUAUCCAAAAUGACUGAAAAACACGUUCUUUUCACGGCUUCCGUCGUUAUACGCCUCGCUUUGGUCGCCUAUGGAGACUUCCAUGACAGGACUAUGGUAGUAAAGUACACUGACAUUGACUAUCAUGUGUUUACGGAUGCUGCAAGAUUCAUUACGAAGGGCGAAUCCCCUUACAACAGAUCAACCUAUCGUUACACACCUCUGCUGGCCUGGCUGCUCACUCCCAACAUUUACAUCAACUUGAUGUUUGGCAAGCUGCUCUUCAUCUUCUCUGAUGUCCUAUCCGGGCUGCUGAUUUACAAAAUCCUGUGCCUGCGAGGUCUGCGUCCUGAGACGGCACGUCAAGUGUGCUCCUUGUGGCUUCUCAACCCCUUGCCUAUGGGAGUAUCCAGUCGAGGGAAUGCCGAGUCCAUACUGGCUGCGUUGGUGCUUGGGACACUGCUUUGUAUGGAGGCUCGCUACAUGACGUUAGCAGCGCUGCUCUACGGCCUGUCUGUCCAUAUGAAAAUCUACCCAGUGACAUACGCUCUACCUAUUAUUUUAACUCUUCGUACACAACAAAGAAGACAAGACGAAGAGCAAAAAGGGUGGAGGAGACUCACUGGUUUCUUGGGAAGGUUCCUCAACAGAGAGCUGUUCCUCUUUGCAAGUGUGGCUGGCGGUGUUUUCUGUGCUUUCACCGCACUUUUCUACCACAUGUACGGUUGGACAUUCCUUCAUGAGACUUACCUGUAUCAUCUGACCAGAAGGGACAUCAGACACAACUUCUCUCCAUACUUCUACAUGCUCUAUCUCACUGCAGACAGCAGGUGGAGCCAGUGGCUUGGCCUGGCAGCGUUCUUGCCUCAGUUGAUGCUCCUGUUGGUGACAUCGUGGGCUUUUCACCGUGACCUGGCAUUUUGCUGUUUCCUACACACCGCCAUAUUUGUGUCGUUUAACAAGGUCUGCACAUCACAGUACUUCCUGUGGUAUCUGAGUUUACUUCCUCUGGUCAUCCCUCAUCUGAGUCUUUCACUGAAACAAGGAGUGGGACUGCUGCUUCUCUGGUUUGCCGGACAGGGUGUGUGGCUGGUCCCGGCCUACUUCCUGGAGUUUGAGGGCUACAACGCCUUUCUGUUUAUCUGGCUGGCUGGACUGUUCUUCUUGAUUGUUAACUGCUUCAUCCUCAUUCAGAUCAUUACACAUUACAAAAGUAAACUCACUCUAACUAGAACAAAGAUGGAAUAACCUCACGGAUGGACUUCUCGCUGGGAUUGGAGCUUCAAAUAAGAAGACUGACGAGGUUUUUGUCAUUUUUGUAUUAAGACAAUUUUUUUUAUGUUGUCUUUUAGCGCCGGAGAAUAAUGAAUUGCACAUGAUGUAAUAAUUACAUGUAGCCUCACUCCGCUGCAUUUAAUGACUGUUGUUUUGAUUGGAUCCUGCACCAUGCCGUCAGAUUAGAGCUGUCCUAUCUAGUGUUUGAGCUUGAACUAAUGAAGCCUGAUUGGACGAGAGGCAAAGCAGCUUCUAAGAUAGAUAGAUACAAGAACGUAUUAUUAUGGUCGAGUAUGGUGUGCUAACUUAUGGACACAAAUAUACUACAUAAUUGAUUUAUUAUCUUUAAUUUUGUUAUCAUUCAAGCAACAUUUUUAGUUAUGUGGUCAUUAAUGAAUUAGUGGCCUAAUGGUUCCAAUUAAUGAAAUUAUAACUAUAGAUCUGCAAGAAUCCCUCCCAGUUUAUUCAAUGUGAGUUUCAGCUGCAGUAUCCCGCCUUGGCCAGAAGGUGGCAGCUUCCGUUUGCAGAUGGUGUGCCUGUCCUCGUGUAACCUCGCAGAUAAACAGCAUCCAUCUAAAAAAGGGUCACGGUUUGAGCCCGGAGCCUAUCCCAGCCGAUGUGGGACAAGAAGUGGGUGUGGGCGAUAAGUGCUGAAACAUGUAAAACCCCCACCGAUGUCCGAUAGAUCUUCAAACAUGUUCUAACUUAACCUCCCUUGAAGAAAACCCCCGUGUCAGAGCAUGGUGCCAUCUUUUGGCAGCUGAUGCUCAGCUGUGUGCUUGGCUCCGAAAGAAGAGUCCCGGAUUUGAACAUACAAGAGCAGCGCAGCAGUCUCCUCCCCGCUACAAGGCUUGCAAAGUUGGUUUGAUGGCGCUAUCCGCAAGGAGGAAAAAAUGAUCCAGCAGAGGGCGGUGUCUUCAGAGUGGAUUCAGCCAAAAUUUCCCAUCAAAAGAGUGAUGCUGUACUCAAGAAGCCAAAAACGUACCACUUCCACACGGGAUGGGAGAACGUUUUCUCACUCCAUCAUGUCGGACAUGGUAUGGCUGACUUCAUGCAGUGUUAAGGAUAAGGGGAGGAAACCCUUGCAACGCAAACUGCACGCAGAGAUGGCAGAGGGUGGAAUCGAACUCCAGUCUGCUAACUGUGUGGCCUGUGUGCUAACCACUCUUGCACCGUGCAGCCGGACCCUUCCAUGAUUAUGCAAACUAUAUGCAAAUGAUAUGCAAAUGAUAUGAUGACAUCAUCUCCCGUCAACUGCCACAAAGAGAUUGCAGGCUUGUGGAAAACACUCCAUUAAUACUGUAAUACAGUGUGUGGCCCAAAAGUUUAUACUACCUUCAUCUGUGAUGGUUCCACUACUAGAGCCGCCACUGCUCUUGGAGCGUGGAUGGGAAGAAGCUGACGACAAGGAGUCUCCCGGCCCGCCAGGAGGCUUCGGCGUCGGGGAAGGAGAUGGCGUCAGAGUGGGUGAUGUGCUCUUGGAAGUGGAAGAAUUCCCUGACUGGGGUCUUCUCUUCAAAUCCAUCUUCUACCAACAAUGAAGAACAUGAUUGAAAUAUGUAAUUUUAUUGCAUUGUGAACUAUGAAAAAGUCAUUUGAGAAGGAAACAGUGACUGACCCUUCUGGAGGGGACAUCCGAUGCAACCAGGCUCGGGUGGGAGUGGGUGUCAGGGAGGCUGAUAUCAGGAAGUGGCAGACUGGCGGCUGCAGAAGGAAGUGGUGGUGGGCUCAGCUUCUCUGGAGCUUGAUUGUUGACAUCAAUCAGACCAGCAGCUCUCUUCCUUUGGGCGGCUAUUUGUGCCAGAACACCGUCUGCACUGCCACCUAGUGGGAAGACAUGGAUUGUGAACAUUGGACCAAUAGGUACAGACUUCAGCAGCGCACUGAUGUCACUUCCUCCUUGAGUACCACUGGGUACCAGCGGCCCGUUGGAGUUGGAGGAAGCAGCAUGUUUCAUAUCAGCCUUCAUAGUCGCGUCCAGCGAGGUUUCUGAGUCAUCGGGAAACGGAGCGAGACGGUUGGACAGAAGUCCGUGCCUCAGAGUGUGAGUCAGCUUGAGUCGUCGGAAGCGAUUUGACAUUCUACUCCACCAAGACUGGAGACAAAGACACAAAGUUAUGGCGUCUUAAAUAGUUACCCAAAUAGUUCCCUUGAUUUACUAGAAUGUCAUCGACCCGGGAGACUAAUGUCACCUUUAGGCCUCCUUUGUCGUCAGGCAGCACGGGAGCGUUGUUGAGCGUUGUAUGUCUGCUUUUAGAAUGAGCCGCCGUUGUCCUUCCACGGUGCUUGGACCUCUCCUUGUCCACUUGCAUACACACCGAUGCUAACAGACGCACCAACUCUGUGUCUGCAAAAUCCCACAGACCAUUGAAAGCGACUUAGUACAUGAUUUCAUGCAACACAUGAGUGUAUAGAUAUUGAUAUAUUAGAGUGGAGUACCUGGGUCAUUGAGCAGCAUAACCAGAUCAAAUGCCGUAUAGCCGUUCUUUGCUCGAAGGUUGACGUCAGCCCCCUGACUCAGUAGGUACUUGACGACAUCUUUAUUCCUGCAAAUUUCAGUUUGGUUUGAAUCCCAUGACGUCACCACAUUCAUUCAUUCAAGACAAGUCGCCAAUUAACCUAGCAUGUUUUUGGAAUGUGGGAGGAAACCGGAGUACCCGGAGAAAACCCACGCAUGCACGGGGAGAACAUGCAAACUCCACACAGAGAUGGCCAAGGGUGGAAUUGAACCCUGGUCUCCUAGCUGUGAGGUCUGCGCGCUAACCACACGACCACCAUGCCACCUAUCACCACAUUCAUUCAUUCAUUUUCUACCGCUUUUUCCUCACGAGGGUCGCGGGGGGUGCUGGAGCCUAUCCCAGCUGUCUUCGGGCGAGAGGCGGGGUACACCCCGGACUGUUCGCCAGCCAAUCACAGGGCACAUAUAGACAAACAACCAUUCACACUCACAUUCAUACCUAUGGACAAUUUUUAGUCGCUAAUUAACCUAGCAUGUUUUUGGAAUGUGGGAGGAAACCGGAGUACCCGGAGAAAACCCACGCAUGCACGAGGAGAACAUGCAAACUCCACACAGAGAUGGCCAAGGGUGGAAUUGAACCCUGGUCUGCUAGCUGUGAGGUCUGCGCGCUAACCACACGACCACCGUGCCGCUUAUCACCACAUUCAUUCUGUGCUAAAAAAGUAUUAGAUCCAUUUCCUGCAUACCCGUGAUACGUGGCCUGCAUCAACGCCGUCCACCCGUGAACUCCAUCCUGUUUGUCCACAUCAGCCUUCUUCUCCACCAUCAGCUGCACAACUUCCAACUGACCGCUCACUGCAGCGAUCAUGAGAGGCGACGCGCCCUCCUGAUUGGACGAAUUCACUUGAGUCGGGUCUUCUUCCAGGAUCUCCUUGACGAGCUGGGAAUUGCCUGGGCCAGGAUAAACAAUGGUUGUUUAGCUGUUGUUGUAUUUGUCUUUAACAACAUGCAAACAUACCCAGUUUGAGGGCACUGAACACGUCUGGUCUUCGUCUUUCGUCAUCUGUGAAGCAAAAAAAAAAUCAAGAAUAUUGUAACAGCGAUAUUUUCGUUGCUUGUUUUCUAUUAAUUAAUUGACCAAAUAUAGUAAGAAUAGUGGAAUUGCAAUAUGCAUCAUUCCAUUAAUGUUGUUAAAUUGCUUUAAAUGAGUUUUAAUAGCAAAUUAUAUGUUUAGAAAUGAGCUAGCUAACAGACACACAGCCAUUUUGGGGCAGCCAUAGCUUGUAAUGACAACCAAUCCAAAUGUUUCCUAGCUUGUUUGUAUUCAUUAUUACAUGUAAUAUAACAAGUAGAACAACAGAAUUGCAAUAUGUGGCAUUCCAUUAAUGUAUUAGAGUUGUUAAAUUGCUUUAAAUUAGCUUUAAUGGCAAAAUACGCGUUUGGCAAUGAGCUACCUAAUAGACACACGGCCAUUUUGGGGCAAACCAUAGCUUGUAAUGACAACCAAUCCAAAUGUUUCUUAGCUUGUUUUGUAUUCAUUAAAACAUGUAAUAUAGCAAGAACAGUAGAAUUACAAUAUGUGGCAUUCUAUUAACGUAUUAGAAUUGUUAAAUGACUAUAAAUGAGCUUUAAUGACAAAAUAUGCGUUUGGAAAUGAGCUAGCUAACAGACACACGGCCAUUUUGGGGCAACCAUGGCUUGUAAUGACAACCAAUCCAAAUGUUUACUAGCUUGUUCUGUAUUCUUUAAAACAUGUAAUAUAGCAAGUAGAACAGUAGAAUUGCAAUAUGUGGAAAUCCAUUAACGCAUUAGAGUUGUUAAAUUGCUUUAAAUGAGUUUUAAUAGCAAAAUAUACGUUCAGAAAUGAGCUAGCUAACAGACACACGGCCAUUUUGGGGCAACCAUAGCUUGUAAUGACAACCAAUACAAAUGUUUCCUACCUUGUUUGUAUUCAUUCUUACAUGUCCUAUUGUUGUUGUUAAUUUUAUUACAUUGUUAUAUUUAUAUAUCCUUCACUUAGGGAUUCAAUGAGUUCAGAAACAUAGGACACAUUUUAAACCGCAUUAAAAGUCCUCUCAGGAAACCUGCGGGUUUAUAACACUGCUCAUGUAACUACUGAUGCAGCAAGGCAUCAAAGAGGUGUUGGGCUAGUGUUCACUACCUUUGCUUUUGCUUUCACAUCCGUGUUAACUGCAGGGAAUGACUUGACAACAUACACUAAGGCAGACAAUAAGGGCUGCAAUGCUUUGUUGCUUUGUUCAGACACGGUCAAACCACAAGGGACUACAAGACAAGGCUCACCAUCCUAAUUGGGAUCACAACUUCCUCUAUAUGAGGAAGGCUGCCUUUUUUUAUCUGUUUUUUGGUAAUUAUCAAUUGUAUAUGUUUAUGAGCAGUUCGGACAUUAGAGACAUAGUACCAAUGCUAUCUCUAAACAUGAUAGUGAGAGUCCCCAAAUAUUUAAAUAGGUGGCAGUGAGGACUUGACCUAUCAUGCUAGGUGCUAGCUUUAGCAAGUUAGCAUUUUGCAUAUCAUAUUAAAAUUUAUCACUUUAGCCACCAACUACUGAAGCAAGAAAUGUUCCUUUGUUGUCACAAAAUGCAUAUAUGCAGGUGGCUACCAUGCUAGCUGUUAGCACGCUAGUUGUUAGUACUGUCAGUGUUGACAUGUUGUUGGCAUUCUUCCAAAAUAACAAUAGGUACAAUUCGGACAUUACACACACACAUACACAACCAAUGCUAUCUCAUAACAUGUUAGUGAGAGCCCCCAAAUAUUUAGGUCAGGGGUGCUCAUUAAGUCGAUCGCAAUCUACCGGUCGAUCGCAGAGGUGGUACUGGUCGAUCGCUGGUCGAUCGCGGCGUGACAUUAAAAAAAUAUCAUCCCAGCAUCAAUGCCGUCACUUGAUUGACAUACAGGGCAGCCAUUCAGAUGACAACUGAAUGUUGCCCUUCGGGUGACCAAUCAAAUCAAACAACGUCUCUAAGUGCAGCAGAACUUACAAUGUCAGCCUAUCAUCCAUCCCCGUUACUUGAUUGACAUACAGGACAACCAGUCAGAUGACACCUAAAUUUUGACCUUUAGGUCACCGCUCAUGCGUAAACAACGAUGCAAAGUGCUAAGCUAGUCGGCGAAUUGCGAGAUUUUAAGCCCUCGCUAAAGUUUAUGGUCACUAAAAUGAGUGAAGUAGCUGGACCAAGUAAAAAGGCAAAAACAUAUCACGGAGGUGGACUUUUUUUUCACAAUGUCUUUUUCGAAGUGCGUUUGCCUGGCUAACCUGGCUAUCAGCAGCUACUGUCCGGACUAUGCAUCCCUGGCUGAUUCAAUUCAGUGCAAGUCAUCAAAGUAAACUCAGGUAAUUACAAAAAAUGUUAAUAGUUAAUUAUGUGUGUUUUGCAAUAUUGGCUCAUUUGGUUAUGUAAGGUACAUCAACAUACAUUGUACGUACA
Molecule: messenger RNA, 7426 nt
Organism: Doryrhamphus excisus (bluestripe pipefish)
Lineage: Eukaryota; Metazoa; Chordata; Actinopteri; Syngnathiformes; Syngnathidae
Source: RefSeq, a predicted model, not a curated record